Messenger RNA from Leguminivora glycinivorella, 579 nucleotides. Its product is annotated as solute carrier family 2, facilitated glucose transporter member 6-like. The record is from RefSeq and is a predicted model, not a curated record. Gene Ontology annotation, molecular function: transmembrane transporter activity. Gene Ontology annotation, biological process: transmembrane transport. Gene Ontology annotation, cellular component: membrane. The coding region runs from base 1 to 579 and encodes 192 amino acids. The transcript has 4 exons. NCBI's taxonomy places the organism in Eukaryota, Metazoa, Arthropoda, Insecta, Lepidoptera, Tortricidae.
AUGAAAUGGAUGUCAGUAACUAUUGGAAACCUAACGGUCGGAUAUACCACUGGUUGGGCGACUUCCAUCAUACCAAAGUUGAAAGAUCCGUUGCAGACCUCACUGACGUACCUGAUACUUGAUAAAGAUGGAUAUACUAUGAUCAGGGUUAUGGUAUUUGGAGCUGUUCUUGGUUCCCUCAUAUCAGGCUUUACAGCUAACAGAGUCGGUCGCAAGCCUUGCUUGAUCUUCACAUCCAGCCUCAAUAUCCUUGGCUACUCCAUCAUGGCGAACGCUGUUGAUGUGACCACCAUGAGUGUCGGCAGGUUCAUCGCUGGCAUGGCGGCUGGCUCCAUCGCUGUGGUCAACGUUGUUUACCUUGGUGAGAUUGCUUCGCCAGAAAUCCGUGGCGCCAUACUAGCCAUGGGCGGCAUCAUGCAUGUAUUCGGCAGCCUGCUAGUGUGCUCGCUGGGCCCGUAUGUGUGCGUGGAGGUGGUCUGCUAUGUGUGCGUCGGCGUCGGCUGCGUGCAUGUGUGUGUGCUGUGCUACGUGCCGGAGUCGCCGGUGUAUCAAGUCAUGAAAGGUAUUAUCUUAGAUUAG